Adineta steineri is the source of this 952-nucleotide messenger RNA. NCBI's taxonomy places the organism in Eukaryota, Metazoa, Rotifera, Eurotatoria, Adinetida, Adinetidae. The record is from the annotation of a GenBank genome assembly.
AUGCAGCUUUUUCAUCGAUACAAGAUCGAAUUUCAUUUAGAACAAAACCAAAGUAGUUGCUCGAUAUCUAAUCUAUUUCAACAUCCAACAAUUAUUCAUCAUGCUCAACGCAUUCAACAAUCUAUUAAUACCAUUCAUCCUCUGGAUGAUUUUGCUUGGUCUUCAUUAUAUCUCACUCAAGGUAAACAAAACACUAGAGCAUCAUUUGCACAAGAACGUAUUUUCUUAGAUGAACAAAUUCGAUUUUCAUCCAACAAAACAACGAUGAAUAAUAUGUAUGUUAUUCCAUUACUCUAUCGUAUAUCAUCUAUGAAUGAUCAUAUAUCAACUACUCGAUUAUAUCAUGCACUUCAAAGUGUUAUCACAAAACAUCAUAUUCUACGAACAGCACUUUAUGUUGAUUCGAAUGGUCAUAUUGUACAACAUUGUGUAGACGCAAACAUCAUUCUCAACGAUGAUAUGAAAUUCAAUGGAUUGACAAUCUUUAAUCUUCAUAAUGAUGAUAGUCAUCAUAUCAAUGCAGUUAUUGGAGAAAUAUUGAAUCAAGCUGAUUUAUUUGAUUUAUCAAAGGGACAUGUCAUUAAUUAUCAUAUUCUUCGUCAUAACCAAUCAAAUCAUUCAUUUUCUAAUAAUGAUGAUCAAUUAACUGAAGAUGAUCUAAUACUAUUUACCAUUCAUCAUGCAAUGUUUGAUGGUGCAUCAACAUCAAUCUUUCUUCAUGAUCUUUUUCUUGCUUAUCAAUCUAAUGAGUUGUUCUCUAUAGAUGAUAAUUCAUUACAAUAUAUUGACUAUUCUAUUCAUGAGCACAUAAUGGAUAUGACAUUAUCCCAAGAAUUUUGGUUAUUGGAACUCAAAGGAUGCACUCUUGCACGACAAUUAUCAUUACCUGUUGACCGACAACGUUCACCAACUAAUCAGCAACGAUCAGGCGUGGCAUCCAUAGCUGAAAUCA